UGGGUGCAGAACUUCUUGUGGUCACCUUGUUCUUGUCUGCGUCUUUUACAUGUGAACGGAAUUCCAGCCCUGCAUGUGCAUCGUGGCCUGAGGAGUGAACGUAUGACUAUUCAAACGCUCCGGGCCUUUGAGACGUGUCGGGGAGGGGACUGGACUUUACCCCCUGCUCUCAGUUCAAACACCGAGCAGAAAUAGAAGGGGUGGUUCUGCUGAGCAGCUCGUGUAUAUGCGCAGGUCCAACAGUGAGAACGCUCAGCAAACAAAGCUUGUACAAAUACAAAGGUUAAAGGUCAUUUUUGUGUUUAACUACAUUUAAGCGGUCGAUUUUUUUCUUUUUUCUGAUCUCUUUCUGUUGCACUGCUCAGAUUUUGACAGUCUCCAUUUCACAACCCCCCCCAAACUCAGGUGUUUUUAUGUUUCAGCCUCGGCUGUGAUUUGACCUCGACACAACUGCAGCGGCGGCGGCUCCUCAUUUUGCCCUUUCAGCUGAUCUGACUCCAUGCAAACCCGCUCCGUCCCGGCUGACGCGCUCGGUCUCAGGGGACCACAUUCACUCCAACCUGCUUCCACUCGGCUGCAGUGAUCGCAGGCAGCUGGACGCGUCUCUGCUCCUGCGUGACCAGUUCACCUCACAUUCCUCUCCAUGUAACGCAACCAGCUGAGCCUCGAAGCUUGGUGCGCCCCCCUCUCCUCCGGCCUGGGGAGAAUUUAUCUUCCAUUUCAGCAUUUUCUUUUCCGGCUGUGUGCCUUAAAUCUGAUGAAUGCACAGCCUGGAGUCACACAUUACCCUCUGCAGUGAUGAUUCAGCACAGGUGAAACUGAAUGAGAGAUUUUUCACCUACUUACAUGGUUUGUAGCUGUCGAGAGACGACCAUUUAAUCCCUAAGGAGCACUACACGCUUCACACAGCAGGCCCAGUCUUUCCAAUUCCAGUACCACUAUAUGCAUGAAAUAUGUAUCGCAGUGUUUACUCUGCAUCACUAUUGUUCCAAUAACCAGGGAUUUCGCGGAGUACAAACAUCAACCACCUCCAUAGAGCGAGGAGUUAAAAAUACACCAGAUGGCGCUGCUGAGCUGUAUUUAUUAUCCAAAUUAAUAAGUAAACCUACAAUCAGUUUACCUCCUUUCAACAUGCAGUAUAUUAAAAAGAUAAGUUUAUUAUCUCUCAAUGUGUAACAAACGUACCCCUAAGAAAUCUUGUUUAUCCGAUAACAACAGUUUAUUUAAAUUUACAUUAUAUUUUUUAUAUUUUCCUGUGAUUUACGUGUAUCUGAGAAAUUAAGUGACUCCUCGCUCGCCCAGCUGUGCUUGCUGUCUCCACAUCUGUCGCUAACGUCAUCACAUAAAUGAUCUUCAGUAGAUUAAGCUCUGAAUGACAGUCGUGUCAUAAAUAUGUAUUCACAGUAUUUAUAGAAUAUUAAUACUUAAUUUAAUAUUACUAGGACAUUGGGAUGAGGACAGUCUGGUCUGUGUUCCGAUCACUUGUAUUCCAUUCGCGUGACUCGAACGUCGCCUGUUUUGUUUUGUUUCACGCGGUUUCCUCCUUCGGCCCGACUAAUUGCUGUCAUGACCCAUUUAUUCCCACGGAGAUUAUUGCCGUUUCAGACGCACUCUCGCUCCGCUCUGCCGUGUGUACAGUAAAUAAUGGGCUCACGUCACGUCACCAUGAAUCAGAUCUCCGCAGCAGAUGGCAACAAUCUGCCAUCGCCGCCGAGCUCCACGGCGUGCGGUCACGUCUCUCAGCGGCACCGGCCCAUUCGCUUGUUAGGUUCAUAGAAGGGCCCCAAAUAUGCAGUUUGUGCUAACAGUCGAAUAGCGAUAGCCAAGUCAGAGCCGCACGUGCAUCACAUUAGAGUGAAACCAAACUCGAUCAAGAAGAGUUCAGAAAGCAGCGGUUUCAUGGUGUUUGACGCAGACUAUCAGAGGCUGCGCGUGGAGGAUCCAUCGGGGAUCUGGUCCUGGCUCUUUCAUGUAUUCCACAUAAACACGACACAGUCUUUGAGGAAGACCUCUGGUUGAAAUGCAUCAGCACUGGCGCUUUCAAUAAAAUAUGAAGCGGCGCAGACACUGGCUGCUUUGAAGGUGCGACUUUUUGCUUUGAGAGCUGAGUCCUAAUUGUGAGCCUGCGCUUAUUUUGUCUUCUGCCUCCAUUAUGAACAUUACAGGAGCUCAAGCUGGAUUUAGCAAAUGUCUCACUGCUAAACUUCUCUACUCACUUACAUUUACUGGCUAAAAACAACAUGCCAUCAUCUACCGGGCCCAUAAAACCCCUAGUUGGUAGCUUCGUUUGCAUCAUUACCAAUGACGUCACCAUCAGUGGCCCGUCCUCAUUUUCCAGGCUAAUCAGUGCACGAGGAACAUCAGAUGAUCCCAUUAGCUCUAGUAAAUGUCCUGUUGGUGGUGUGACGCAUGCUACCUGCUAAAUGACAAGCAAUCAUCAGUUAUUUUCUCUCCGUGUCACUGAUGGGGAAAUUUUGUCAAAGCAAUCAAACUAAACCUGAUCGCUGAUUUAAAAAAAGCAAAUCCUUCACUUUCUAAUGUAUUCAUUGGAAAACAGAGUGAGUGGUUGAGACCCGUGGACUCUGUCUGUCUCACUUACAUAAGCUGCAUUAUCUGUCAGAUACAGUCCACGUGUGACUAGCAAUCAUCCACGGACACUCUGUGUGAUACGUUCAGGUCCCGUUCCGACCUUUGGCUUUGUGUCAUAAAUAAUGGGCCUGAAUCAAGAACAUUGUUACGCGCUCUAAUGACUAAUGACUACAAGAGGUCGUGCUUCGUGCCGGCGUGUCAUUAUGCGUUUAUAACGCGCUGUUAACGCGCCGAUUCAACGAGCUCAUGGAGGCAACGACGCCGCUCAUCGCUGUCGUCCUGCUGCUGGCGACGGGCUCGUGCAGCGCCACGGUUGAGGAGGAGAACCCCGAGUUCUGGAGGUCACAGGCCCGGAAGACUUUGCAGUCAUCGUUGGACAUGAAGCUCAACACCAAUGUGGCCAAAAACAUCCUGUUUUUCCUCGGAGACGGUAUGGGAGUCACAACCUACACCGCGGCUCGAAUCCUGAAGGGGCAGCUGCGGAACCAGAGGGGGGAGGAAACGGUGAUGAACAUGGACACCUUCCCCCACGUGGGGCUUCUGAAGACCUACAGUGUGGACUUCCAGAUUGCCGACAGCGCGGCCACGGCCACGGCGUAUCUGUGUGGCGUGAAAACCAACCUCAACACCGUGGGCGUGAGUGCAGCCGCCCGGAACGGAGUGUGCCGGUCCCAGAAGGGCAACGAGGUCUCGUCCAUCCUGAAAUGGGCCAAAGAUGCUGGCAAAUCGGUGGGCAUCGUGACCACCACGCGCGUGCAGCACGCCACGCCGGCCGCCGCCUACGCCCACAGCGCCAGCAGGACGUGGUACUGCGACGCCGACAUGCCGCAGGCCGCCCGGCGCGACAACUGCUCCGACAUCGCGUCGCAGCUGCUCCACAACACGGACAUCGACGUGAUCAUCGGCGGAGGCAGGAAGUACAUGACCCCGACGGGCACCAGGGACCCGGAGUACCCCAAGGACCUGUUCUCCUGGGGCAAAAGGAAGGACAAGCGCAACCUGAUCGAAGAGUGGCAGCGCCUGAAAUCUGGAAAGGUGGCCCACUACGUGUGGCAUAAGACCCAGUUUGACGCUGUCGACCCUGACACCACCGACUACCUCAUGGCUCUGUUCGAACCUGGGGACCUGCGCUACGAGGCGGAGCGGGACCCGAGCACGGACCCGUCCAUCGUGGAGACCACGGAGAAGGCGAUCCGUAUCCUCCGGAAGAACCCCAGAGGCUUCUUCCUGCUGGUGGAAGGGGGGCGCAUUGACCAGGCUCACCAUUCGGGCCGGGCAUCCAUGGCCCUCCACGAGACGGUGGCUCUGGACCAAGCCGUCGCCAAGGGCCUCGAACUCACCGCGGAGCAGGAGACGCUGACCGUGGUCAUGGCCGACCACUCCCACACGGUCACCUUCAACGGGUACCCGUUCCGAGGGCAGAGCAUUCUGGGCAAAUCUCCGGUGUGGGCUGAAGACUUCCUGCCGUACACCACGCUGAUGUACGGCAACGGACCCGGACACCGGCUCGUCAACGGCACCCGCGCCGACAUCCGCAAGGUUGACACCAAGGAUAAAGACUACGUCCAGCAGUCGGCCGUGCCCACGGACACGGCCACGCACAGCGGGGAGGACGUGCUGGUGCUGGCCCGCGGACCCAUGGCCCACCUUUUCCAGGGCGUGCGGGAGCAGAACUACGUGGCUCACGCCAUGGCCUACGCCGCCUGCGUGGGCGCCGACCUCAGGCACUGCCAGGGACAAACCCGAGACUCCAGCGGGGCCUUGGGAGCCAGGGACUCAGCAGCUCUGCUCAGCAGCCUCCUCGCUCUGCAUGCACUCAGGGUGCUGCUGUAGAUGAUGCUCAGGGUCGUAGGCAGGGAUGCAGUCACGUGCACUGCUACCGGGUCAUGCAUUCAGAUAAAUAUUACGAGACGUCCUAAACAGAGACGAGAAGCUGUUUGUACAGAGACGAAUGGACUUCACCGCAGGGGAUGUGAACAUGUGUUUUGUUUUUGGUGCUUCGCUGAAGCCCUGUAUUGUAAAUAAAGCAUUCUAUCAGUAGCA
This is a messenger RNA of Betta splendens (Siamese fighting fish), 4632 nucleotides long. It is a transcript of the gene alp3, whose product is annotated as alkaline phosphatase 3. Gene Ontology annotation, biological process: dephosphorylation. Bases 2836 to 4422 code for a protein of 528 amino acids. The transcript has 11 exons. The record is from RefSeq and is a predicted model, not a curated record. Gene Ontology annotation, molecular function: alkaline phosphatase activity. Lineage: Eukaryota; Metazoa; Chordata; Actinopteri; Anabantiformes; Osphronemidae. Gene Ontology annotation, cellular component: plasma membrane.